UUUUUAUAUUUUCUACCUUUAUCUUAAAUUUAUUUUUUUCCUACUUGGCUUAGCCUCCUCGAGAGACGUGAGUUCGACGCUUUUCGCCUCAGAUGAAAGGGAAUUGACAUUUUGACCCUCCUUUCUUAUACACAUUGACCGUUAUAACCCUGAUCCAACAAACCACGUAGCAUAACCUAAACCCAAACAAAUGAGUCAAAACCACCAACAAGCGCAUACGUUUCAAACAACGGGCACGUCAAGGAAACGCAAGGGCACGACGGAGAGUGAUUUCAGUUUCGAUCCAAGAGCCACUUUGUCUACAUCGAACUGUCUUUUGGCCGGCUACAUGGCUCAGGAGUUGCUCACGUGCGGGACCAUGUUGGGCCGGAAGCUAUAUCCUGGAUGGGCUGAAGUUGGGCCGCUAGACUCGCCGUCGCAGAAACACAGGGAAGUGAAGAAGAAGGCUGCUCACCAUAGCUACUCUAAGGUGGCGAAUGUGUUCAAAACAGAUGGGACCCACGCUCCUGGUGUGGUUAACCCGACCCAGCUUGCUAAAUGGAUCCAGAUUUAUGUGAUAACAUAGUUGAAUUGUUGAUGAUGGCAUUAUAAUCAUCAUUAUUCAUCGCCAACACUACAGUUUCCACCACCACUACGUCGUCAUUAUUAUUGUUAUGAUCUUCAUGUUCAUCCAAAUAUCAAAACCAAAAUACUAUUCCCUCUGAUUUAUAAUACCCUAGAG
Messenger RNA from Brassica oleracea var. oleracea, 721 nucleotides. RefSeq lists its product as uncharacterized. The record is from RefSeq and is a predicted model, not a curated record. The transcript is spliced from 2 exons. The coding region runs from base 191 to 565 and encodes 124 amino acids. NCBI's taxonomy places the organism in Eukaryota, Viridiplantae, Streptophyta, Magnoliopsida, Brassicales, Brassicaceae.